Messenger RNA from Puccinia graminis f. sp. tritici CRL 75-36-700-3, 687 nucleotides. RefSeq lists its product as uncharacterized. The transcript has 3 exons. The record is from RefSeq and is a predicted model, not a curated record. Bases 1 to 687 code for a protein of 228 amino acids. NCBI's taxonomy places the organism in Eukaryota, Fungi, Basidiomycota, Pucciniomycetes, Pucciniales, Pucciniaceae.
AUGGCUCCAAACAUUCCCAACUUUGGGUUUUUCCAACAAUUUGUGGCAUGUUGCUUUGCUCUAAGGUGCACCCUUGGAAAGGCUCGGCCAGCCUUUCAGAGCUUAGACAAAAGUCAUUAUAUGGGUUCCGAUCUUCAUUCAAGCUCACUAGAAGUUCCUUACAACGUGUUCAACCGGAAGCGUCCCUCAGGAAAUCAGCAGACCUCUAACCAAUUAGAUAUCUCCGGCUUUGAUACCCAUUGGGCGGAUCUUGGCAUCCACCAUUAUCUAGAAGCGGUAAAUCCUACAAACAAUGAGAAUUCCCGUGUUACCAAAAGACAAAGUACAGACUGGCACGGCUAUGACGGUCGCAUUCCGCCACCGGAUCCCGACCCGCUGGCCUUAACUUUAGGUUUCACUGAUCUGUUGACAGCAAUGGAAUUUGAAGUUUCACCUACUUCCUUCUUGCCAUCUGCAUCUAGCCUAAUUCCACAAGAACGGAGGCUCUUCAAUUCAGAAAACAGCCACUUAAAUGUCUUGACACCUGAGUCUAUGUUUGAAUCUGUGUCACGCCAUGAGAUGGGCACUAACAAUGAUGAUCUCAAGAUUUCUCGGCUGUUCGAGCAGUUACAGUCCCCUGAAUUCGAAAACAUCGACGCCCAGCGAUCCUUGUCAGCCUACGUGAUGCCAAGAUGUAAAAUCUUCUAG